Micromonas commoda is the source of this 1350-nucleotide messenger RNA. RefSeq lists its product with no specific name. The transcript has a single exon. Gene Ontology annotation, cellular component: nucleolus. The record is from RefSeq and is a predicted model, not a curated record. Lineage: Eukaryota; Viridiplantae; Chlorophyta; Mamiellophyceae; Mamiellales; Mamiellaceae. The annotation marks the transcript as partial. Gene Ontology annotation, molecular function: GTP binding.
AUGAGCCAGGAAGGUCGCGGCAAAGGUUCGCAGAGCAUGCGCUCGGCGGCCACGGUGCGCCGCCUGCUAAUGUACAAGCAGAAGCCCGUCCGCGACAAGAAAGGGAAGCUCAUCAAGCAAGACCUGCAAAGUAAGGAGUUGCCAAGCACGCGCAUUGUUCCCGACCGCCGCUGGUUCGGAAACACUCGCGUCAUCGGGCAAAAGCAGCUCGAGGAGUUCCGUGAGGACAUGGCGCAAAAGUCGAAGGAUGGGUACACGGUGCUCAUCAAGCAAAAGAAGCUGCCGCUGUCUCUGCUGGCGGACCCGGAGAAAGGCCGCACGAGGCGUGUCAACCUCCUGGGCACGUCCCCGUUUUCAGAGACGUUCAGCGCGGGACGUCGGCAGAAGAAACCGAAACUCGCUACUGACGAUCUGGCCACAAUGGCAGCACGCGCCGCCGCGCACAACGAGGCAUACGCUGAAGGUGUGGAAGCUGGGGCAAUCACGGAUCGCGAUUUGGUAAGACAGAACGAUGGCGUUGUGGAUGCCGCAAAGGGAUCUCUAUUUGAGAAAGGGCAGUCAAAACGCAUCUGGGGAGAGCUUUACAAGGUGGUAGACUCCUCCGACGUUAUUAUUCAGGUGCUUGACGCGCGAGAUCCGAUGGGCACGAGAUGCCACCACCUUGAGUACCACUUGAAGAAGGAUGCGAUGAAGCGGCAUAAGCACGUCAUACUCCUUCUUAAUAAGGUGGAUCUUGUUCCCGCUUGGGUAACGAAGAGAUGGCUUCACGUACUGUCCAGAGAGUAUCCAACACUAGCGUUCCACGCCUCAGUGACCAACCCUUUUGGUAAGGGCGCAGUUUUGUCGUUGCUCCGCCAGUUCUCCCGCUUGCGCAUGGACAAGCAGAACAUUUCUGUCGGAUUUGUUGGAUAUCCCAACGUUGGGAAAUCUUCCGUGAUCAACGCACUGAGAACUAAGAAGGUGUGCGUAACGGCUCCUAUCCCCGGCGAGACGAAGGUUUGGCAGUACGUGAAUCUCACCAAGCGUAUCUUCCUCAUAGACUGUCCAGGUGUCGUAUACCAUGACACCGAGGACAGUGACACGGACGCUGUGCUCAAGGGAGUGGUGCGCAUCAGCGCGCUCGAGGAUGCAUGGGAGCACAUACCUGAUGUCGUAGCGAGAGUUAAGCCGGACUAUUUACGCCGUGCGUAUAAGGUGCAAUCAUGGGAGUCUCCAGAAGACUUCCUUCAACAAGUGGCAAGGCUUACUGGUCGACUUCUGAAGGGGGGUGAACCUGAUCUCAAUACUGCGGCAAAGAUGGUAUUACAUGACUGGCAGCGCGGUCGCAUUCCUUAUUUCGCUCCACCCCCG